GCGGCGCCGGGCCGAGCGCGGGGCCGCGGGCCGGGCGGGCGCAGCGCGGCGGAGGCCGGAGGAACCGAGCCAGAGCCGGAGCCCGAGCGCGGCCGCCGCCUGCCGGGCCUCCCCUCGCCGCGGUCGGCCGCCGCGCUCCCGCCCGGGAGCCCAGCUAUGUACUCCCCGUACUGCCUCACCCAGGAUGAGUUCCACCCGUUCAUCGAGGCGCUGCUGCCUCACGUCCGCGCCUUCUCCUACACCUGGUUCAACCUGCAGGCGCGGAAGCGCAAGUACUUCAAGAAGCACGAGAAGCGGAUGUCGAAGGACGAGGAGCGGGCGGUGAAGGACGAGCUGCUGGGCGAGAAGCCCGAGAUCAAGCAGAAGUGGGCAUCCCGGCUGCUGGCCAAGCUGCGCAAAGACAUCCGGCCCGAGUUCCGAGAGGACUUUGUGCUGACCAUCACGGGCAAGAAGCCCCCCUGCUGUGUGCUCUCCAACCCCGACCAGAAGGGCAAGAUCCGGCGGAUUGACUGCCUUCGCCAGGCCGACAAGGUGUGGCGGCUGGACCUGGUCAUGGUGAUUUUGUUUAAGGGGAUCCCCCUGGAAAGUACUGACGGGGAGCGGCUCUACAAGUCGCCCCAGUGCUCGAACCCCGGCCUGUGCGUGCAGCCACAUCACAUUGGAGUCACAAUCAAAGAACUGGAUCUUUAUCUGGCUUACUUUGUCCACACUCCGGAAUCCGGACAAUCAGAUAGUUCAAACCAGCAAGGAGAUGCGGACAUCAAACCACUGCCCAACGGGCACUUAAGUUUCCAGGACUGUUUUGUGACUUCCGGGGUCUGGAAUGUGACGGAGCUGGUGAGAGUAUCACAGACUCCUGUUGCGACAGCAUCAGGGCCCAACUUCUCGUUGGCAGACCUGGAGAGUCCCAGCUACUACAAUAUAAACCAGGUGACCCUGGGGCGGCGGUCCAUCACCUCCCCUCCUUCCACCAGCACCACCAAGCGCCCCAAGUCCAUCGAUGACAGCGAGAUGGAGAGCCCUGUCGACGACGUCUUCUAUCCUGGCACAGGCCGCUCCCCGGCAGCUGGCAGCAGCCAGUCCAGCGGGUGGCCCAACGAUGUGGAUGCAGGCCCGGCUUCUCUAAAGAAGUCAGGAAAGCUGGACUUCUGCAGUGCCCUCUCCUCUCAGGGCAGCUCCCCGCGCAUGGCUUUCACUCACCACCCGCUGCCUGUGCUUGCUGGAGUCAGACCAGGGAGCCCACGGGCCACAGCAUCAGCGCUGCACUUCCCCUCCACAUCCAUCAUCCAGCAGUCGAGCCCAUACUUCACGCACCCGACCAUCCGCUACCACCACCACCAUGGGCAGGACUCGCUGAAGGAGUUUGUGCAGUUUGUGUGCUCGGAUGGCUCGGGCCAGGCCACCGGACAGCCCAACGGUAGCGGCCAGGGCAAAGUCCCGGGGUCAUUUUUGCUACCACCGCCGCCUCCAGUGGCCAGACCUGUGCCCCUUCCUAUGCCUGAUUCCAAAUCCACCAGCACUGCCCCAGACGGCGCCGCCUUGACUCCUCCAUCACCUUCAUUCGCAACGACAGGCGCCGCCUCUGCCAACCGGUUUGUCAGCAUCGGACCCCGGGACGGCAACUUUCUGAACAUCCCACAGCAGUCUCAGUCCUGGUUCCUCUGAUAAGAUCGACAAAAGAAAUGGCAAAAUGAAAAGAAGAGGUUCCUCAAAAGGGGGGAGAAGAAAUUUUGAGACGUGGAAAAAUCCCCCAGCCCAGCCCAGCCCCACCGAAAAGCAAAAAUUAGACGUCGUCAGCCACUCAGCCCUUCUCUCCUCCAGCCCGGGGACCCCUGCAGGCCCCCAGAAGCAGCUCAGUUCUCGGAGAGCCUCAGAAGAGGUCUCGGUGGAGCUGUGCACCAGCAGCCAAGCAGAAAGAAACAUGCAAAACGGACUCUGUCAAGUAGAGGACAGAAAGAAAGGAUGCAGAACUGCCUUCCUCCCCCCACAUCCCGUCCCGGCCUUCUGGGGAAGGAGCAAAAUCCCCAAACAAAGCAACCAGCACAAUUCUGAAGGGGCCUGUCCCCCACCCUCACCCUUCCUAGGGGAACCCCACCCUCGACUAGGGCCGGAGCUUCACUAGGGAGCUCAGAGGACCAGCUUGUAAAGAUGAUGGGGUGCAGAUCCAGAGGGCUCUCCCCUCCAGACUCCACCCCCUCCCUCCCUCACUGCCUUUGCCUCUGGCUUCUUCCCCCAGCUGCUCUGGACUGGGUGAGGCAGGGUAGCCUCGAUGUCCCUCUGCCCCACCCUCGGGCUAGAAGCCCCCCCCCCCGACCCCGGCUGGGCAGGGGGCAUCUCCCGGAGCUAGUUUUGUGCUCCCAGAAUGGAGGGUGUUCUACCACCCGACCCUGAGCUGCAGGGGCAGUUCCCCGGGCCCCAAACCCCUCUGUACAGUCCAUAGGAAAAGGUCGGAAUGCUCUAGACAGCCCAUCCCAGCCUGGGACAGGUCCCCUCUUCCCUCUCCCCCAAGGCAGGCCAGGAAGGUCACCGUCCUGACAUGCUACAAGUGAGGGGAGGUGGGCCCCAGGUUGCCCCCACACCCCAGCCCCGCAUGCAGGUGCCCUCGCUCCGCCCCAUUGGUCCCUGCCCCUGCCCCUACGCAGACAGCCCUGCUGUGGCCGGGCCGGAGAGUGGAGCAGAAAGGGGACCCCGGAGUCGAGCGAGGAGGACGAGGCAGCCGCCACUGCUGUCGGCUAAACCGCCACCUGCGCUAGGUAGGCGUCCUGCUUGCCGACUUUCAGUUCCUUUGGAGGGUGUUGGGUGUCGUCCUUUUUCAAAAGUGUUUUGGAGCUUUCUCUGCCCCCCCUUUCCCCCCACACCACCCCCAUGGCCACUUCUCUCUGGAUUUCAGCUGUAAUGUCUUUACUCUUUAUUUAGGGGUGGGGCAUUCAUUGUUUCGGUCUUUUGCUGUUGCAAUUGGGAACUCCUCCGUUUGAGCAACUUGGGAACAAUUUGGUUAACACACCACAAGAAGUAGCUCUCCCCCACCACCACCACAGCCCCCUCCUCCCCCAAGGGAUGGUUGGGGGCCUGUCCAGAGGGUCUUCAGAAGCCCCCCUGGGAGGGAGGGGAGCAAAAGCACACCCAGCCCACCUCCAGGGUGUGACUUGGCCCCUCUGGCUUGUCUUUCUGUGCCUUACUCCCUCCUCCCUGCAUCUUGGCCCCCUUCUGCAGUCCUUGUGCCUCUCUCUCUCUCUUUCUCUCUCCUUCUUAACUGUAUGAAAACACAAAGUACAGGUCAGGAUCCUCUGAAAGUCAAUCAACCCAACGUUGCACCACAUAGGGGUGGGUUAUGGGCUUUAUUUAUUGUGAAUCUAGUUUGUGAGGCUGUGGCCCCAAGCAAAGGGAGGGAAGGAGGGGAGGGAGGUGGCUGGGGAGGAGAGGAGAGCUCUUACCUGGGGCAAAAGGGGCCAGCUUGAGUGGUGCCUCCUCCCCAGCUGGAAGCCACAAGGUGGCUGGCCCCAGGGGUGGCUUUUGUUGGAAGUUGAGCGAAGCCCCUCCCCCAUCCGCGUGCAGCCCUCGAGGAGGACCGGGUCUGAGAAGCAGGGGAUAGGGGAAUCCGCGGGAGCCUGGGGGUCGUGGGGA
Balaenoptera musculus (blue whale) is the source of this 3624-nucleotide messenger RNA. It is a transcript of the gene NFIX, whose product is annotated as nuclear factor I X. NCBI's taxonomy places the organism in Eukaryota, Metazoa, Chordata, Mammalia, Artiodactyla, Balaenopteridae. The record is from RefSeq and is a predicted model, not a curated record. Gene Ontology annotation, cellular component: nucleus. The transcript has 11 exons. Gene Ontology annotation, molecular function: RNA polymerase II cis-regulatory region sequence-specific DNA binding; DNA-binding transcription factor activity, RNA polymerase II-specific. Gene Ontology annotation, biological process: regulation of transcription by RNA polymerase II. Bases 157 to 1665 code for a protein of 502 amino acids.